Molecule: messenger RNA, 3751 nt
Organism: Anoplophora glabripennis (Asian longhorned beetle)
Lineage: Eukaryota; Metazoa; Arthropoda; Insecta; Coleoptera; Cerambycidae
Product: formin-like protein CG32138
Exons: 14
Coding region: 174-3371 (1065 amino acids)
Biological process (GO): cortical actin cytoskeleton organization; cell migration; regulation of cell shape
Cellular component (GO): cytosol
Molecular function (GO): small GTPase binding; actin filament binding
Source: RefSeq, a predicted model, not a curated record
GGUUGACGGUGUACGUUGCUGUUUUGUUUCAGACUGAAAGAACCUGUUGCUCUCUUGUGAAUUCGUUUGCCGAAAUGAAAAACUCGGCGCCUAGGUGUAUUAUAAGUUUCGCACAGUUUCCAGUGAUAAUUUUUGUGUAGUGUGCGUUCCUCUGACUGUUAACAGUGUUAACCAUGGGACUAGGAGUUUCAAAAGAGGCUUCUUCGGCCCCCGAGCCAGACAGAGCCGAUAGUGUUAUUUCUUCGAAGUUGCACGGCAGACAGGCCAGCAUUAGGCAGAGCACGAUAAAGGCUAAGGCAAAACAGCCUAUGCCGGAUCCAAAUGAGCUGGAAAGAAGGUUUACGAAAGUUUUGGCUUCUAUGGACCUCCCACCAGACAAAGCGAAACUACUGAAGAGUUACGACUACGAAAAAAAAUGGGAUAUUAUCUGUGAUCAGGAAAUGGUCCAAGCCAAGGACCCUCCUUCUUAUUAUUUAAACAAAUUACGCACCUAUUUGGACCCUAAAGCCUCGAGAAGCCAUAGGAAAAGGAAAAUGGUCGUGGACUCGACUUCGACGCAGGUUCUUAGGGACUUGGAGAUUUCCCUACGUACAAAUCACAUAGAAUGGGUGAGAGAGUUUUUGAACGAAGAAAACCUCGGCCUAGACGUGCUGAUAGACUAUUUAAGCUUCCGUCUCGGUAUGAUGCGCCACGAGCAGAGGAUAGCGGAAUCUCGAACAGCAUCCGAGGAGAAACUAAGUCAAACUGGGCACAGCACGAUAAACACGACCAGUAUUAGUCUCGAUAAGAGCAACGGCUACAUCAGGAUGCCCCUGGAUAUACCUGGAAGUCCUAGCUUAAAACGAAGGUCGAAACAUGUAGCCAAGCUGAAUAUGGGUGACUCGAAGGAUGACAUUCACGUCUGUAUAAUGUGCAUGAGGGCUAUUAUGAAUAAUAAGUAUGGCUUUAAUAUGGUGAUCCAACACAGAGAAGCGAUAAAUUGCAUAUCACUGAGUCUGAUACACAAAAGUUUACGUACGAAAGCCCUCGUCUUGGAAUUGCUGGCGGCGAUUUGUUUAGUAAAAGGCGGACACGAAAUAAUCUUAUCGGCUUUCGAUAACUUCAAAGUGGUUUGCAACGAAGAGCACAGGUUUCAGACCCUGAUGGACUAUUUCCUUAACUUCGAAGUCUUCCAUAUAGAAUUCAUGGUAGCGUGUAUGCAGUUUGUCAACAUCAUAGUACACUCGGUGGAAGACAUGAAUUUCAGGGUACACUUACAGUAUGAGUUCACAGCUCUGGGUCUCGACAACUACUUGGACAAAUUGCGGUUCACGGAAAGCGAAGAACUGCAAGUUCAAAUCUCCGCUUACCUAGAUAACGUGUUCGAUGUAGCCGCUUUGAUGGAGGACAGCGAAACGAAAACAGCGGCUUUAGAAAAGGUCGCGGAACUUGAAGACGAAGUGGCACAAUUACACGAAAGUUUGCAAGAUGUGGAACACAGAGCACUGGAGAAGAUUGCGAACUUAGAAACUGAGUUGAUACAAGUGAGACAAGAGCGAGAUGAACUGGUGGAGGUUAAGAAGAAGGCCGAUGAGGAAGUGUCGACUUUGAGGAGGGUGGUGCAGCACCACGAGCAGGAGUCCAAGAAUAGGCAGUCGAUGUUUGAAUCGAAAAUUGCUGAGCUCGAGCAUGUCAAAAGCUUGCCAAGGGGAUCGUCAAUGUCUGGCAUCUCAGACCUGCCCCCGACAGUACCUGGCGCCACCUCGACGCCCAGCAAAGCCGAAUCAGCGCCACCACCUCCCCCGUGUCCUCCCCCCGCACCCGCAGCUCCGCCGCCACCACCUUGUCCUCCUCCGCCACCCGCAAAACCUUCCUCGGGACCUAUUCCGCCGCCGCCUGCCGGUUUCAUGCAGGCUCCCGACGGCGCCAUGACGAUAAAGAGGAAAGUCCAAACCAAGUACAAACUACCCACGAUCAACUGGAUAGCGCUGAAACCUAAUCAGGUCAGGGGGACGAUUUUUAACGAAUUAGACGACGAUAAGCUGCACGGCCACAUAGAUUUCAACGAUUUCGAGGAGAGGUUCAAGAUCGGCAGCGCCAAUGUUUUGUCGAACGGCAUGAGCGAAACGGACGGGCUGUCCACUUUCCCGAGCAAGAGGUUCAAGAAGCCGGAGAAUGUUACGCUGUUGGAGCACACGAGAUUGAGGAAUAUUGCUAUAUCAAGGAGAAAGUUGGAAAUGACGCCUGACAAAGUGAUAAACGCGAUAAACAUGUUGGACUUGAAGCAACUUUCUCUGGAAAACGUUGAAUUGCUUCAGCGAAUGGUACCUUCCGAACAAGAGAGCAAGACGUACAGAGAGUACAUCAUCGAGAAGAAGAACGUUAAUUUAUUGACCGAAGAAGACAAGUUCCUGUUGCAACUCACGAAGGUGGAGAGGAUAUCGGCCAAACUGUCGAUAAUGAGCUACAUUGGAAACUUUUUCGAUAACCUACAUCUAGUAACCCCUCAAGUGCACGCGAUAAUCUCGGGAUCGAAUUCCGUGAAGAACUCGAGAAAACUCAGAUCUGUCCUCGAAAUAAUCCUGGCGUUUGGCAAUUACCUGAACAGCAGCAAAAGGGGGCCGGCUUACGGUUUCAAACUGCAGUCUUUGGACACCUUGCUGGACACGAAGUCGACGGACAAGCGUCUGUGUCUGCUGCACUACAUAGUGGCGACGAUAAGACAGAAGUUCCCGGAACUGCUCAAUUUCGAUGCCGAACUCCAUUAUAUAGAGAAAGCUGCUGUGGUUUCUCUGGAAAACAUCAACACUGAUGUGACUGAACUAGAGAAGGGCAUGGAGGCAGUUAGGAAGGAGGCGGAGAUCCGCGGAAGGGGUAGCCAUAGCCUGGUCGUGAGAGAUUUCCUGGCAAACGCCGAGGACAAGCUCAGGAGACUGAAAAGUGACUCAAAGAUGGCUCAGGAAGCGUUUAGGGAGUGCGUGGAGUACUUUGCCGAGUCGCCCAGGACCACCGACGCCAAUACUUUCUUCUCUUUGCUCGUGAGAUUUGUUAAAGCAUUUAAGACAGCAGAUCAGGAAAAUGAACAGAGGAGAAGGUUAGAGCUGGCGGCGCAGAACGCCCACAGCAAAACGAACGAGGACGUAGCGAAAAAGAACAAGAUCAACCAGAAGAAACAGCAGGAGGCUGUGAUAAAUGAACUUAAAACUAAAACAAGACUGGUGCAAGAGAAGAAGUUGCUUCAUCAAGAUGAAGUGUACAACGGUGCUCUGGAAGACAUUUUGUUGGGACUUAAAAGUGAGCCUUACCGUAGGGCGGACGCGGUUAGGAGGAGUCAGAGGAGGCGGAUCGAUAACAAUAGAUUAUCGAAAACGUUGGAGGAGAUGGAAGUGUAAAUAACGAGAUUAUAUUACGAGGGACAAUCGGCAGAGUUUAUUUAUGCACGCAAAUCGCGGGGCACAGUGCGUGUAAGAACGGACAGUAUCAAAUCAGAGCACUAGUGGUGUUUCGCAUGAUUUAAAUGAGAAAAAUUAUAUAAAGCAAUUAUUAGUGGACAGAUUUUCAGGCGAAUAACUAGUGUGCAAAGUCCAGAUGUAUUUUUACACACACUGUGCAUUUCUUUAGAUAUUUCAAUGGUUUCAAAUUGUAGGUGUACUGGGUGUUCACGUUAAUUGGCAAAACUCGAAUUGGGAUGGUCAAAAUAUUAAACAAAAUCUGAAAAAUAUUCCAGAAAUGCGUGCGGAUCUGUCGAAAUAUCCCACUUCUUGAAUGUAAG